GUCUAAUGAAAUGGUUCAACAACCUUGUUUAAGUAGAUUUUUUAGGAGUGAUUCUCUUUUAAUAGUAUAGAUAAUCUCAUAUUUUCAUAAACUCAUGUUACCAAUCAACUUCAUUGUUAAUAUUGUAAUACCAGAGGGAUUUGUUUUAUUUCACUGUCUUUAUUGAAUCAUUGGUCUCCCAACCACUACUGUUUUAAUUUUUAACAAAUUCGAAUCUUCAUACUCUUAUAAUUUCCAUGUCGUAUAUGUAAAAACAGUAUUAAAAUGCCUUGUCACAAACACUUGAAAGUGAACUCGAUCGGGUGACUUUGUUUAUAGAUGUAGUCAGAGGCGUGUUCACCCUUAUAACAAAGAGGCAACCGCCUUAGGCCUCUCAUUUUCAACUGAAAUUUAGGGCCCCAAUUUUAUAAAAUUCAUUAGGUUAUGGACUUAUGAGAAUGAUUAACUUAUGUUUUAUGUAUUUAUGGAGUAACGCAUAAGUCGUUUUAUGUAUAAUUGUAUAACUUUUUUUCUACCAUAAUUUUCAAACCAAAAAAAUAUUCUUAAACUCUUUUCUAAUCAUUUUAUUACCUCCAUUCAUAUUAUAUGUAUUUCAGUUCUUAACUUAUUGUUAUUAAACUCAAUAAUAAUAAUUAUAGUAUAACAUCCAAAUUCUAAUGAAUUUAUAAGUAUGCUCAAACAAAUCUGAAAAUUCAUAAUAAAACAAACAAUGCAUGGUAUGGUGUUUAAUAAACUUUCUUUUUUGGAUCAAAGUUAAUAAACUUUAUGUUCUAGUAUUUAAACAUCUAGAAGAUCAGAAAUAAGCUUAUUCUUGUUUUAAGAUGAAUCUUUACUGCUCCUAAUUCAACUUAAAAAAUAUUUUCUAGAAAAUAUAUAUAAGAAAAGUAUAUUUUUGCCUCAGGCCCCUCAAAGCUUAAGCACGGCACUGGAUGUAGUCAACUCUACACUCUAGACAAAAAGGGCACGCUGAUUUUAUCAGGUAUAGCAUGCUUAGUAAACUACAUAGCAAUGAGCAAUGAAAUUGAACACGUUGCAAAAACUGAUAAAAUUUCAAAUCUUAAUUGUGGUUAUAAUUAUUAGACAUCACGGUUUCACUAAGGAAAUAUUUAUAAAAUAAAUUAUGAAUAUGUUCAAGUACGAAAAUCAACUACACCCCUCCUGGUUAAAAAAGAAAAAAAAACUACGCACAAGUAUUAAAGUGGUUACACCCUUUUUUUUAUUAAAAUGAGAUUAUUUAGAGCGUUUAGACUAAUCAUAUAAAGGAAGUGCAACUCAUGGAUAGAUCAUUUUCCAAAUAUUCAAAUAAAACCCAAAAUAUGUUCUCAUAUCCGUUGUCACACAUAUUAAACAUCGUGAAAUUACUUGAAACCCGGAUUACUUAGCUCUCCGGAAUUCAUGUGCCACUAGACCAUGCAUCCAUGUGUGGUUAGGUGGUUAAGUUGUUAUAUAAACCUCACUAUGAUAUAUUCUUAUAUACUUAAUUUAUUAAUUGGUUUUAUUUUCUACAAGAUCAGCUAACGUUACGUAAUGACACGCCUUCUAUUGUGAUGCAUGCAUGCAUGAUGCAUCCGACAGAAGCAAUAAGAUUCAAACAAAGUUUGAUAUUCACAACAUGACCAUUCACCGUAUGUUCAAAACAAAAUACUCUGACCAUGCACCACAAUACAAGGUUGGGAAAUUACAACAAAAGAAGUUUAAGAAUAUUAUUGCAAAUCCAUCUUGAAUUAAAUACAAAUAUAUUACACUCACCUCACACACAUACGGUUUAAUUAGAAACACAAAUUUAUUUCAGAUACAAAGUUUGCUUCAUAGGUUAUAAAUAUAUAUAUAUAUAUAUAUGAUAGUGAUAAGUGUGUGGCUCUCGAGUGUUGUGGGACGUUAAGUUGUUCUUCCUCCAAAUCGAAUGGACAUAAAAUUGUAGCUUUUCAUGUUAUGAGAAGCUUUUCUUUUAUUACAGACUUUGUAUUCUUGACGCAUUAGUUGGAAAUUUGAAAUCACUUUAAUAGUUUUUCUUUCUACACCACUCAUAACUGGAUAUGAUAUACAACGUGACCAAACAUUUUAAGGAAAAAAAAAAGGAAAAGAGGAAGCAAGUUAUACGGAAGCUAGUUAUAGAUGACUAUAUAUAUUCCAAUAUGCCCAAGUGGAAUUCUAGAUCGAAUGUGAGAGAAGUCGAGAAUCCCACAACACUCCAGAUUAGUUAUAAAUGACUAUAUCCCUUUUUGGCUUUUUCGUAAAUGACUAGUGUAAUGCAGUACAGUACACAUUUCAAAACAGAAACUAUAUGAUAUAUCUAUUGUCUAGUUUUUUUUUUUUUUGUGUGUUUGCGCUUGAAAGUUAUUGAUUCUUGGUAGGGAACAGAAUAAAAUAUGGUUUAGUUAAUCGUUUGAAGUCUUUUUAAAAUUAUGGGAGUUUUGAGUUUUUGUCCCAUAAUCAAAGGGUUAAGGAACUGCACAAGUAUACAAGUAGAGCAUAUAGUAUACGCCACACCCACACGCCGCGUCUACGACUCAUACAAACACAAUUUUACACGAGUCUUCGUCUCCAUCGACAAAUAUGAAAGUGAUUAUCUUUACUUAUUUAAAUUUCUUUAUAUUCUAAAUUUAUAACAAACCUGAGUUCUCUAAUUUUCAUUUACCGAAAGUCACGAUAUAUUUUCCAAAUGUGUUGAACGAUUCUUGGUGAAAUUGGUAAAAAAGCCUUCUCAUAUGUUGAUUAUUUAUCAAGAAAAGUAGCUUGAUGUUAUUAUCUUGAAUCUGCAAGUCCUAACUAAUAGUUAUAUUUAUGACUCUUUCAACAACAAAAAUACACAAUCCGUUUCAAAAUAAUAAAUGUCUAGAAUUUUCACAUUUUUUAAUAAAACACAUUAAAACUUAGUUAUAAUGUAUAGUUUUAUGUAAUUUAUAGUUCCUAUAUUUUAAAACCAAUAUUUUUUUAUAAAAUGCAAUUAAUAUUUUUGAAUUUCGCAAAUUUUUUUUAUUAAUUAACAAAAAUUACAUAAAAAAUAUAAAAAUAUAUUUCUUGAAUCAAUUCUUUUUCUAAAAUAUACAUCUUUUUGAAACUGAAGGAGUAUAAACGAAAGCUAUCGAGCGUGAUAAUUUUUCAAAAUCUUAUACUAAGAAAUUUCAUAAUAUUAACAAAGUCUAUGUUAAAUAUUAUAAAAUGAUAAUGUAUGUGGAAAGUAUAAAGCGAUACAUAAGAACAUUUUAAUUGUUAUUAGAGUACAAGCCCAAUCGGUUGAUACUCCAUCCACUGCAAACUUAAACCACUUUGUGACAAUAUAUCAAAAUUAGAAACUUUUUUUGCACAAAAGAAUUUGACUGUGCCUCGAUUUUAUCAAAAAGAAACAAUAACACGACCAUAACAAAUGUGAAUAUAUCCUAGUCCCUAGAAUACGACAUUUCAAACAAUUGGUACCAUAGUCUUGGCUUAUUCUAUACGACAAGUACAUACUGUAUAUGCUAAGAAAUCUCGAGCUAGACAGCUAGUGUGUGAAAGAAAAAGAGGCAUUUCAUUGGAAAUGCGUGCCCAUUAGUUACUAAAUUAUGAUUAAUUUUAUUUGAAAUGAAUUGAAGGUAAGAAAUAUACGAGUACUUUCCUUCCUUACAUUUGUUUCAUAGCUGUUUGAACACGCUUUAUUUAACAGUCGCAUUUCUCAUGCAGCUGGAAUCGGUGGGACAUUUUCACACCGUUUGUUAUAUACUAGUAGUAGUCUAGUACUCUUCAGAAAAUACUUUUUUCCUUAAAUGAAAUAGAAAUAUAUAAAGUUAUCAUGUUGCCGACAAAAAAAAGGUCAUAAUCACGGAAGUAAAUUAAUAUUUGGUUACUUUAAUUAACGUGUCUGUGACUGAGUGGGGUCACUACUUACCGACGUGGCAAGGGCCGUAACGCUAUAUCGCCCUUAUUUAGCAGAUCUGUCUUAACAUUUUUCCUUGCGGCAAUCCCAGAAUUACGCUGUGUUUUACUCUUUUCUAGGACAUUCGAGUUCGGAUCGGAUCUCGUCGGAUCCAGAUCCUUCUAGUCUUAGAUAUUAAUUAGACCCAUUUAAAUAAUUAGAAUUUGUCGAUUUCGGUUUGAUUCGGAUCAUUCGGAUUUCGAUCAGUUAGGAUCUUAAAUAGUUAGAUCCAAUAGAAUAAUUAUAAUUUAUCGGUUCAGUUCGAUUUGGAUCCUACCGAGUAUUGCCCAUAAAUACUUAAAACACACAAAAAUACUUAAAAAUAUCAGAAAUUUAAAAAACAUAAAAAAAUACUUAAAAUUUGAUCCGAUAUCCAAAAUUAGAUUUUAAAAAAUCUAAAAUUUUACUCUAAACUCAUAAUUAUACCCGAAAAUCAAAACCUAAAACUUAAAAAAUAUCCAUAACACCAAAAAUAUAUUGAACUAUCGAUAAAUACCUAAUAUAUACUAGAAAUUUCAGAUAUUUCAGAUACCUAUUUGAUUUCGGAUUCAGGUCGAGUAUAUUUCAAGAUCCGCAGAUCCUCCACAACAAGACCUAUGGAGUAAAACGGUAUUACCCGUAUCCGAUCCAGACCGAUUUUUGGGUCGGUUCCAGUUCGGGUUUUUGAGUCUGGAUAAAUGCCAAAUUAAUAAGUGUUUUAUAAAAAUAUUGGUUUUAAUAUUUUUAUAAGUAAAAAAUAAAAUAGUAAUUGAAUAUAUUAAAUUGCUAUUAGCUUAUAGUUACUUAAAAUUAGUGUAACUACAAAGAUAUAGAUAUAUAAUCAGAUUAUAAUUUCUUUUUAACAUGUGUAAAAGUAUUAAUUAUUAAAAAAAGUGUCACUUUUUACUACAGAAUACUUAUAAUUAUAAUAUAUAAUCCAGUAAAUCAUCUUAUCAAUUUUGUUAUCUUAUCGUUAUUUUGAAGUUUUAGUCGAUGACAUUCAAGUCAAUACUAACAAUUAUUUAUGUUUGUAGGGUAAAAAGAAAAUGAAAAAUUGCAAGUAAAUCAGCAGAAAAACAAAAGUUAAUUUACAAAAAAAAAACAAUCAAUUCCUAAGUGAAGACUACUAACUCACCAAAUAUAUAAAAUCUUAGUUUAUAGUAUAUUAAACCUAAUAUAAAUAUUCGUAAAUUAAAUAGAACAAAUUCUUUUUGUACGUACGAAAAUUUUAUUUUUAUUGUAAUUUGAUUUUUUUUUAUAAAGAAAGAAACACUUAUAACCUAAAAAGUCUUCUCUUUUUGCCACUCAAUUUUGUUUUAAGUCGAUAUCCUCAUUUACUUAUAAUACAGGAAAUAGACGAGAAGAAUCGUGGCUUCUUCUUGCCGAACUUCCCAAUCACCUUCGUCGACCACGUUGUAUUUAAAGAUCAUUAAUGAUACUGUGUCCUCUAUAUAAACAACGGCACGUUACUUCUGGCUAAAUGAUUAUUUCAAUAAUACAUACAUAGACAUAUGUACAUACUAACACAAAAACAACAUAUGAUAUAUAUACGUAGAACUGAUCAUCCUCGUUUGUAUACAACAAUGACAAAGACAGUUGAGAUUGACAUAAGAUCCGCAGAAGGUCUUAAGUUAAACCGGAGACUCUUAAAGAAAAAGACUUUCGCCGUUGCAAGAAUAGGUGAGAAGUCUCGACCGUCGCAUCUUGACGUAUCGGGAGGAAGCAGUCCAACGUGGAACUGCAAGUUGGAGAUGCCCAUGAGCGGGACUGAACAGUUCAUCUACAUCGAGGUGUUGUUUCGAACAAGUUCUGGACGCGAGAAGAAGAUAGGAGAAGCUAAGAUCCCAACGUCAGACUUCAUGGGAAGGUAUUCACCUGAAGGACAUUUGAAUUUCUUGAGCUAUAGGUUAAGAGAUGAAUAUGGGGAUAAGUGUGGAAUCGUGAAUGUUUCAAUCAUGGUUAAACCUUAUUCCACAGAUGAGUUCAAAUCUUCUUCCACGGCGAUGAAAGAUUAUGGAGCUUGUUCGUCGCAAGCAGCGGAGACGGGUCUGUGGAGACCAAGAUCGGAGCCUCCGGCUAUUGAUGGCUAUGGUGGUCGGAUUGUUACAGGAGUUCCUGUUUGGUGUGUGCUUCAACGGCCAACGUAAAUUUGGUGGUGUUUGGCUGCUGUGCUGCACAAAGACUUGUGAUUAAUAUUUUUUUUCUUUGUUACUAUACAAAAAAAAAACUUAUUUGAUGUCUGGAAACAAAAAUGAUUACAAGGAAGUCAAACUCUAUACGUGCUCCUCGUGUGUGUUAGCCGAAAAGUUAGAAACACUUACAGAGUUUUAAAUAAUAAUAAAAACAGCUGCUAAAAAUAAUAAUAAUAAUAAAAACGUUUCCCGCGGUGAUUCGUGGCGUGUGUAAUUAAAAAAUCAAAUAAAUAGUAUGUUUUAAACAUAAGGCUUUCUGAUAGUAUAUAAAUUAAUUCGAGUAUUUUACUACUAGUGACAGUUUUAAAAAGAUGUUACAAUUUCUUAAGCAUUUGAGAAUGUUAUCUCCAUUGCCAGGCAUAGUUUAUGAUAAUAUUUAUAGAAUUAAUUGGAUGUAUUGAUGAAUACAAUUUUUUUUUUUUUAUGAAUGCUUUACAAAUUGAUAAUUAGUCUCUUUUUUUUUGCUUUUUGCAAAAUCCACUUGGACAUAUAGUCAU
Molecule: messenger RNA, 6563 nt
Organism: Brassica rapa (field mustard)
Lineage: Eukaryota; Viridiplantae; Streptophyta; Magnoliopsida; Brassicales; Brassicaceae
Product: BON1-associated protein 1
Biological process (GO): defense response
Source: RefSeq, a predicted model, not a curated record